GCCCUCUAUUGACCUAAUAUAGUUAACUCAUAUAAUAAUAGACAACCAGUGGGUUCCGUUACGAUGCGUCAUUUUCAUUUCUCGUUGUGUGAACACAGCGUUUGUAGACUCGAGUAAAAUUAGAACGUUCGUAAUCAAUAAGUUGGUAUCAGAGUCGUCGCAGAUGGCGACACUGAAUAGUUGCGCACAAAGUGUGAACAAUUCAACAACAUUUAAUGUAUUUAAAAAUAAAUAACAACAUAAAAACACUAAUUUUACAAUUUUAUGAAAAUAUUUAUUCUAUUCUAGUAAAUAACACUAAUAUACAUUUUUUAUUAUGCAUACAAACAAAUUAGUAGUGAUUAUGACUUAACAACAGCAUUUCGACCGAAGCGUCAACAAGCGUCAAGUUUGGGAUUGAGGCCGCUGCUGUACACCGCCAUCUUACGUAUGUCCACCGUGUCAACUUGUGUUGGAUUUGGUGCAGUAAUUUUGUUUGAUUGUGACGAGAGCAAGUUAUCGAAAUACAAACUAUUCUGUUUAGCCGAUAUCGAUAAUGCCCAGCUAAAAGUGCACCGAUUAGUGCUCAGUGCGUGCACUGAGUACUUCGAACUCUUGGAACGAACAUGUGAGAUGUACGAGGACUGCUUGGUGAUGCCGGACGACCUGCAGGCGGAUGUGAUCGUCCCCAUUGUUAACUUCAUGUACACUGAAGCCUCCUUUACUCCACAAAAAUCUGUUGUGGAAGAUCCUCGACCUACUAGGUAUGAAAUACCUGAAGAACUUGAAUCAGAAAAUAUGUUUGACAAUUCAUUUAGCAAUAUAUCAUAUACCUCUCAACCUUUGGUUGUUCAUCCUGAUACAGUGAAGAGAUAUAAAGCUGCUAAACGCAAUACUUUGUUUGGUGAACCAUCAAGCUCAAAGAAAGUAUCUGAAAAUGAAAGAGAUUCUAACCAACUUUUUGAUCAAAUGCUAGACAAUAAUGGUGGACCCAAAGUAACAAUAGAAACUAAGGAUAGCAAAGCUGCCUCCAAUUUGGACCAUGCAAGAAUAAUUAGUGAGGUUUUAAAGAAAUAUCCUCAUCUUGUCAAAAGCAAUAAAAAUAUUAAGUUGAAGAUUCUGGAUCCUGUACCCGGUAAAGGAAAGAAACAAGCAAAGUCAGCUGCAGCUCCUAGCUUUACAGAACCCAAGUCAAGUGUGAAGACAGAUGAAGAAGACUUUACUUAUGAAACUGAUGUAAUAGAUUCCAAACAGGCUGCAAAACUUAUUGCAAUGGGAGCAGAGAAUGUUAAAGGACCUUGGAUAUGUUUAAUCUGUGGUACCCCAGGAAAAGCUCUACAUUUCAACUCAUAUUAUAAAUUCCGUCGCCAUUUAGUAGAUGUGCACCAUGAGAAACCUGUGGCUAACAUUUGUGAAUACUGCGGACUUAGAUCUUUGAAGAGGAAUUACUUGCUUCACCAUCUUUAUGCUCAACAUGGUGUCCAACCUCCACCACAGUAUCACUUCCCUAAGUGUAAUAUGUGUUCUUAUAUUGCUCUUACUGAGGGUCUACUUGUCAAACACAAGCUAACCCAUAAGGAUAUUAGAAAUUUCCGCUGUAAUGUUUGUUCUGUUGCAUUCGCAUCCUCUAGUCAACUAUUAAUACACAUACAAAACACGGGUCACAAAUACAGCUCUGAGAGGAAAAAUAAUUUACAGUGUAUUUACUGUUUGAAAAUAUUCUUGCGGGAGUCAAACCUUUAUGCACAUCUUAAAACACAUCACAAAAAAGAAGCAAAGACUGACUGCAUAAUUGACUCUUCUGAUGAUGAAAAAAUUGAUGAUGAGAGGCCAAGAUCAAUUAAUAUUAAAUAUGAACCUAGUACAAGCUACGAAAAUGAUUUUGAAGAGGUGGAUAUACAAUAUCCUAGUCACCAAAUAUCAACAAGUGACAAACACUCUACACCUAGAAGACAACCUGUCACUAAUGCAAGACAAAAGAUUUUAAAUCCUGGCUUUAGUACACCAAAAUCUAACCAAAAACCUAAGCCUGGUAAAAUCAGCAGUAACUUUCAAUCUCAAAAUGAUUUCUUCCAAGAUGUAAAAAUACCUAUUGAAUCUACUAAUGAAGAGAUUGUAGUAAUAGAUAAUAAUGAAUAUAUCAUGAAAGACAAUCAACUUAUUCCAAGAAAAAAGACCCUCAACCAGGACUUUAUCCUAGAAGACAUAGUUGAACCAGAUUCUGUGCAACCUACCACAUCUGUAGAAUAUGCUAAUAUGGAAAAUGCCAAUAUUGAAGAGAAUGUUCAACCACAGUCCAGUAUGAUCUUAAAGAAAUCUGUAAAUUUAAAUCAACCAAUACAAAUUGUGGUAUCAAAUGAUGAAGAGUAUAAAGCGUUAAUGAAUUCAAACCACCCUAUUCUAUUUGACAAUGGUGACACUACAAAGACACUUGCUGUAUUAACUACACAACAUAAUACAGGAAUAGAGACAGGUAAAAUAGAUUUGGAUAAUACUACAUCUAGUGAAAUGAUGAUACUUCCUAGUGAAUAUCCACUGAAUGUCUCUGAAGCUGUGUCUACAGAUAACCCUAAUAUUGUGGUUGUAUACAGUCAUGACGACCAGAGUAAGCAAUUCCAGAUACUUACCACAGGUGAUAUAGGAGCACAGUUUGUGCAAUCUUCUGGAAUGAUAACACAGACCUUUGAAACUGUAACUACUGCCACACCUGCAAUUAAUCAGGUUGAACAAAACUGGCAAAACAAUAUAGAGAGUUUGGAAAGUCAACAAAUGCAAAUGACUCACCAACAGCAUACUGAACAUAAUGCAACUACUGAUAAUUUAGAUCACAUUGCAGAAGUGCAUAUGAUAUCUGAACCACAAAAAGAAAUCACUUCAGGUGGGUGUGAAAUUGCUUUGAAUCCUACAGAUGCAAUUAUUGAACAAAUGAAUAAUCCUACCGAAGAUAAUAUUAACAAUGAACCAAGCAAUAUCUCGACAACUGCUAGUGAGACUAAUGACACCCACACUGACCAAAAUAAUAUUGUAGAACCAAUGCAAAUACAGAAUGUGUUGGAACAACCACUAGAAAAUACAAUGAAAGUACCACCAGUAUCAGAAACUAUUAUUGAACAGCCAAUGGACACAGAAGGUAUGAUUGAACAGCCAAUUGGUAUAGAAAGUAUGCAGGAACAACCAAUGGAAACAGAAAAUAUUGAACAACCAGUACAAAAUGAAAAUAUAACAGAACAAGCGAUUGAGACAGAGUAUGUUAUUGAACAACCACUUGAAGCAGAUAUUGUUAUGGAACAACAACUAACAAAUGAAUUAGAAAUAUCAAUAAACACUGGAGGUCAAAGUGAACCAAAACAAGUAAUGGACACUAAAAAUGAAAUACAAGAACCAGUAAUGAGUGCAAAUAUUGCGGAACAAACAAUGGAAUCUGGAAAUAUGAUAGAACAACCAGCUGAAGAUGCAACUGUUCUAGAGCACAGAGUACCUUCAAAUAUACUAGAACAAGCUAUUGAAAAUGAGAAUAUUAUGGAGCAAACUCAAGAAUUACAAAACAUACUUGAACAGCCAGUAGAAAGAGAGAAUAUUCUAAAACAAUCUUCUUCCAUUGAAAACAGCACUACCCAAACAACUCCACAAGUGAACACAGAUCCUAAAAAUACAUCUGAAUAUCCAGAAGUUGUUAAAACUGAUGAGAGUAUUGUGAAUGCUGAAAGUCUAAACCAACAGCCUCAAGAGCUAAUGGAAUCACAAGCAUAUGACGAUAUUGUCGAAAUUAACAAUCCUUCUGAAGAACAAACUGUAAAUCCUAAAGAAACUGGAUCGAAGAUCCACAACUUGGCACUAGAAUGGUCAGAGGAUGAAUAUGACAUCAGAGAAAAUCAGGAUCAUAACAAUACAACCACUAAAACUAAUGCUGAAACACAGAAAAUUCCAUUCAUUGAUGAUGCACCAGAAUUGGAAGAAUCAAUAGAAAACAUUCAACAAGAAAUGCAAAAACAAAUGGCUAGUCAACUAAAUCAAAUUGAGACACCAGAUGUGGAAACUGAAGAAAGUACAGUUUCUUCGCAAGAAGAGGACUCUUCAAGCCAGGAGAUGCAGCUACCGCCGUUAAUAGAUUCGCCAGUACAUGGGCCUAUACCCAAUCCUCAGGUACAACAAAAGUUGUCAUCCUUGCUAAAUGAUUGGGAGGACAAUGAUUCCCAAGAGGAUAUCAUUCCAGAUAACUCCACACAUGAAAAUAUUUUGCCAAAAGCAGACACUAAUAAGCCUCGAGACAUCCCAAAAAAUGAUAAUAUCAGAAGCUUGGUUAGUGACUGGGAUGACGACGAUGAUAAAGAGUAA
Messenger RNA from Spodoptera littoralis (African cotton leafworm), 4314 nucleotides. NCBI's taxonomy places the organism in Eukaryota, Metazoa, Arthropoda, Insecta, Lepidoptera, Noctuidae. The record is from the annotation of a GenBank genome assembly.